AGGUAUUCCACUAGGGACAGUCCCUGCAAGGAGUGUAGUCAAGUCCCAACAAAGACACUCUCACUUGGGGAUGUAAUGAAAUGAGUCUAAGUUGCGCGAUGGGUUAAUGUAACCACCCUUUCUCAUAGUAACAACAAUUUUCUCAACCCGGACUUCAUAUGAUUCAAUAAUUAUCUGUGCAAAAAUUACCAUCAAAAUACUUUUGGAUAUGACUAUCACCAACGCCACCCUAAAAUGCUGAAAGGUAACCACGAUAUCGAAGUCAAAGACAAUUUAAGUGCGAAUUCGGCCUGACAAACGCUUCUCGUGCGGCAACGUUGCAAGUGGUAGCCCUGCUUCGGCCCCGCCAUCUUUGUUUACAUCAGUAGACGCCGUCCACCACUCUCAAGAUCCAGCCUAAAUGUACAGACUGAAAGGAAAAUUGGUUUCGGCCAAGCAAUAUAAUGCGUAUCUCAGCAGAGUGGAAAUUCUGAAGAAAGGGCGAGUGCUGCAGCCGCAGCCCGACUCCCCAACUACUCCAACUACUCCAACUCCAGAGCCAUCAGAGCCUGCAAGGGCCGGCAGCCGACGUAGCCUAAGUCCUGCCACCGAUGAAAAUUCGACGCCAAAAGUGGUUGUGUUGCAAACUGAGGAAGUCAAUGUGGACCAUAAAGACUGUGGAAGGGGGCGGCGAAUUGUUGAGAUUUUUGUGCUGGCCAAACAUCUGUGGUGCUGCUCGUGCAAGGAAUGCCUGUCGCUGGAAUACAUCGAGAGAGAGACGCGUUGCGGCUUGGGGUCACUUUUCUACAUUCGCUGCCACAAAUGUGCCAUUAUUAACGUCGUCCCCACUGGAAAACGGCACAAAGAUGCACUUGGACGCGACACCCUCUUCGAUGUGAACUUUAAGGCAGCAUUGGGUGUCACGAGCUCUGGAUGUUGUUACGCCCAUUUGGACAAACUGCUUGCUAACAUGAACAUGCCCAACAUGGCCUUCGACACCUUCAAGAAGUAUGAGCGGACCUCAGGAAAGGGCAUCGAAAAGAUUGCCAGAGAGAGCUGUGAGGAGGCGGCAAAGGAAGAGAGAGCCCUGACCGUCCAAAACAAGACCAGCAUCGAGAAAAUCCUGCCUGAACAUUUGCAACAAGACUUCCUUUUACCCGUCACGCCGUCACGAGGGGUCGACUCUACACCUGAUUGUGAAUCCAGUGAUUCAUUUCCUGCCACUUUUGACCAAGUAGUGAGGAUCAUGGUAUCUUAUGACAUGGGAUGGAGCAAGAGGGGGGCGGGCAGAAAUUAUGACAGCCUUAAUGGCUAUGGGGCUAUUAUAGGAAAUUUAAGUGGGAAAGUUUUAGAUUUUCAUCAAUGCAAUCGGAAAUGUCAAUUUUGUGACAUGGGGCAUGACCCCUCAUCUCAUGACUGUAGAUUAAAUUAUUUUGGCAGUGCAAAGGGCAUGGAGGCCCACACUGCUGAGAAGUUAGUCACAAAAAGCAGUAUUUUAAAAUCUCAAAAUUUACAAGUUGGUAUAUUAAUAGGUGAUGAUGACAGCUCUUCAAUAGCCUCUUGCAGGGCAGCAUCGUCCCAUGAGAUAGUCAAACAAAGUGAUAUGAAUCAUACCAGUAAGGGGGUAAAAAAUACUUUAUAUGGCAUAGAAAAAUCAUUUGAUGAAAUCAAUGGGGAUGCAAUUUUGUAUUUACAUAGAUGUUUCACAUAUGCAUUAUCUCAAAACAGGGGGAAUUGUGGUGCCAUGGCUGUAGCUCUCAGAGCUAUACCGUAUCAUGCUUUUAAUGAUCACACUAUUUGUGGAGACUGGUGUGGCUACAAAAAAGACCCUGAAAAUUAUGAUCAUAGGAUUGUUCCUGGGGGCUUCACUGACCCAGCAUUACAAGAGAAACUCAUAGAUAUUUUUAAUAAAUUAGCUAACAAUGCUUCAAAGUUUUCUGCUGCUGCUUCCAGUAACUCUAAUGAAAGCUUGAAUUCUAUGAUGGCCAGGAAAUGCUCCAAAAUGACAUGUUACAGUAGGUCAGAGUCAGCAGAUUUCCGCUUUGGGGCUGUAGUGGGGAAAAAAAAUUUAGGUGAGGUGUACACUCAAAAAGUCAAUCUAGACAGUGACCGUAGUCCUGGUAGCCCAUUUCAUUCUAAAUUUAUUACAAGAACAGAUCAAUUAACUUCAAAAAAACGUAAGCUGUAUGGUGAUCCUGGUUUUAAGGCCAAAAGAAUUAAAAGAAGCAAAGCAAGGGCUGCUCUUAAAAAUAGAAAGGAAAAGGGGGAGGGAACAACAUACCAACCACAAAUGAAUCUUUUAAUGGAAGAUGGUAUUGGUGUUUUGCCCACUAUUGAUGAUGAAGACAUUGAUGAUGUAGAGGAAUUGUCGGCACAGGGCGACAUAAUUUUAUUUGAUCUAGAAACAGGUGGUCUAUAUGCUGACAGUGACAUACUGCAAAUUGGUGCUAAGCGUAACAAUGACACUUUUAGUGUUUAUAUCAAACCAACAAAACCAAUCAAUAAAAGAACAUCAUUAUCUAAUGGUCUGACAACGGAAUCUGGAGAUCUUUUUAAAAAUGGUAUUUGUGUCCAGACUGUUCCCUUGCAAGCUGCUAUUGAGCAGUUCCUCAAAUUUUUAAGUAAAUCUAAAAAUGUUUACUUGUGUGCCCACAAAUUGUCAUUUGAUGGGCCGAGGAUUGUGGAGGCAUUCAGAAAAUGCAACCUCAUUGACACUUUUUCAACAUUAGUAAAGGGAAUGGUAGAUUCACUACCUGUUAUCAAAAAACAUAGGCCAGACGAAAAAAGUAACUCAUUGCAAACAUUGUGUGCGGAUCUAAACAUUGACAGUAGUGAUGCACAUGAUGCCCUUGCUGACGUUACAAUAUUAAACACUGUUUUAGUAAAAUUAAAAAUUUCAUCUACUGAACUAAUUGAAAAUUCCACAGACAUACAGAUUCUAAUACCUAGGUAUUAUGAACAAAAAGAAGCAAAUAGCAGACUGAAAGAUUUAAAGCCAUUAUUUGGUGUUGUAAGUGAGAACAUGAGGAAGAAACUGGCAGCGGCCAAUGUUUCCUUGCAGUCUCUCCGUGAUGCCUAUAAUGCAUCCGGAGAGACAGGCAUUUCUGAACUGCUGGGGAAUACAACUGAGGAUGGGAAACCCCUCGUUACGAGGCACAAGCCAGUUUUUGUCCAACUGGCGAACUGGCUUGGCCAAAGGAAUAUUAACAAUAGUAAUAGUGAUAGCAAUAAAAACAAUAGUGAUAGUAAUAGUGAUAGUAAUAAAAAUAUUAGCACUAAUAAUGUUGUAGAGACUGUACAAAGUCCCUCUGAAAUGGACGAGCCAGACUUAGUUAGAGAGUAUUUGGAGGAUGGUGAAGAAUUAUCAUUUUUUCAACUGUAAAUAUUGUUAAUAAAAUAAAUUAAAUGCACCAAAAAAAUGCUAACAUUCCUUUGUCCUGCU
Molecule: messenger RNA, 3421 nt
Organism: Thrips palmi
Lineage: Eukaryota; Metazoa; Arthropoda; Insecta; Thysanoptera; Thripidae
Exons: 4
Coding region: 401-3361 (986 amino acids)
Molecular function (GO): 3'-5' exonuclease activity; nucleic acid binding
Source: RefSeq, a predicted model, not a curated record